This is a messenger RNA of Musa acuminata AAA Group (dessert banana), 1227 nucleotides long. RefSeq lists its product as uncharacterized. Bases 177 to 1001 code for a protein of 274 amino acids. The transcript is spliced from 9 exons. Lineage: Eukaryota; Viridiplantae; Streptophyta; Magnoliopsida; Zingiberales; Musaceae. The record is from RefSeq and is a predicted model, not a curated record. Gene Ontology annotation, molecular function: protein binding.
CCUGCGCGACCCCUUCUGCGUAGCCAAAAACCCUUAUCAGUCGUCACCCCGUCCCGCGAUCGGCUCUCCUCCUCCCUGUCGAUGAGACGAGGGGCUAUCGGCAGGCCCCCCUCCCGUGUUCUUUGUAUCUUGUUCCAAAAUCAAUCUUUUGGAAGGAAAAACUACGAGAAACUAAAAUGAUUAAACAAUUAUGCUAUAAAGCUGCCGAACAAUUGCAAAACCCACUUUGUUUUAUGAUUCAGCAGCGAGGGAUUCACAGCCGGAACAAGAAAGCCAUGGAACUAGUGGCAAAAGGUUGGAGUGCACUACAGGAAGUUGAUAGGGUCAUUGACUAUGCUGAUCGCAAUGACCAUCGUCUCAUCCCACUCCUUAGAGGCGCAAAGGAAAAUUUUGAGUUGGCGCUCGAAAUUGACAAUAUGAACACUCAUGCAAGAUACUGGUUGGGCAGGAUGCAUCUCAAGUAUCAUGUUCCCGGGGCUUGUAAAGCGAUUGGAGCAGCCUUAUUGGUGGAGGCUGCAAACAUGGGUGAUCCAGAUGCACAAUACGAACUUGGUUGCCGUCUCCGAGUUGAGAAUGACCAUGUUCAGUCAGAUCAACAAGCUUUCUAUUAUAUCGAAAAGGCUGUUGACCAGUUGCAUCCACGUGCUCUCUAUCUUCUAGGAGCUGUAUAUUUAGCUGGGGACUGUGUGAAGAAAGAUGUUGCUUCAGCUAUAUGGUGCUUCCACAGAGCAUCAGAGAAAGGUCAUGCUGGAGCAGCAAUUGCUUAUGGAUCACUUUUGCUGCAAGGUUAUGAAGUGCCAGAGGUUAUAACCAGGUUUAACUCUGAUAGGAGCCCAUCUACCGGUGCACUGAGGAAGAAAGGGAAGAAAGUUAGGCAGGACCCUUUGGUGCUGGCAAAGGAACAGUUUCAAAUUGCAGCUGAUGCUGGUUGUGAUCUUGGUCUGCGGUGGCUGAAAAGGAUUUCUGAUGAUGAGAAGUUACAGCAGCAGACAACCCAGUGAAGUCUCUAUUCAUACCAAUGACUCUAGCAGUCUAUACUUGUAUCCUAGCGCAGCAACCAACUGAAAAUGUUUAAAUGGGUAAUAAUUUGGUUGGGCAUUGUCUUAUCUUUUUGGUUAAUAUGUCUACCAAACUCAAAUGAUUAGAUUAUACCUCAUCCUUUUGCAUACAAUGUAGCCCCAAUGUCUGUAUUAUUUUUGUGGUAAAGACACGUAUUUGGUUUUAUAA